AUGAAUAAUACACAACUAGAAGAAUGGUAUAAUAAUAUCUUUGAAACACCAAGAAAACGGAUUAAAAUUAAUGGAGGGGUUAUUGAAUAUGAACAAAAAUUAAAUCAAAUUAAUCAAUUUUCAGGAGGAAUUCUUGAAUAUAUAGAAAUGAAUAGUAAAGAAAAAGAAGGAUAUUAUGAAAUCAAUGGAAAUGAAGAAAAAAAAGAGGCAAUAGAAAGUUAUAUUGAAUUUCUUGAAUAUUUUUAUUAUCAAAGAGAAGAUAAUAAUUGGUUUCAUCCAAAUAAAAUGAUAAAUAAAGAAGGAAUGGUAUAUAAAGAAUGUGCAAAAAAAUUAGGAAAUAUUCUUUGUUGUGGAGGGGAUUUAGGUGAUGGAUUAAAAUAUUUUGGAAUGUAUGAUGAGUGUGGAAGAAUCUUAGGAGAAUUAUUUAUAAUUAUGGGAGAAUGGAUUUGUAAUUCAUUUAAAAGAGAUAAAGAAAGAAAAUGGAAGGACUUUGUUAGUGUAGGAAUGAAAUGGGCAUUAGUUUGUAGACCAAAAGAAAUGUUAAAUAAUUAUAUGAUGGUUAAAAAUAUUAUUGACUUCUAUAAUUUAGAAAAACGAGGAAUAAACAAUAUGAAUAGAAACUAUUAUAUUCUUGUUUUAUUGAUUAUAUCACAUAUUAAUGGUUCUUAUUGUGAUUUAAAAGAAGAAGAUGGAUUUUAUUGUGACAGAAAUAAUUUAAUUAAAUGUAGUAAUGGAGAUCAAAUUUAUUCUAUCACAUGUCCUUUAGGUUGUAAUCAAACAACUCCUUUUAAAACAACAUGUUCAGGAACAUCUUCAUGUUUUUAUGGAUAUCCAGGUAGUUUUUGUGAAUUAAAAGAAAAUAAUGAUGGAACAUACCUUAAUGGAAUAACAGUAUGUCAUAGAAAUGGAUUACAACAUUAUUAUUCAUGUACUCACAAAUGUGAACAAUUAACUGACUCAUUUGCUAAAUGUAUUCCUGAUAAUACAUGUUCUCAAAUAACAACUACAUCAAAAACAUUUGGCUAUUGUCCAUCACCUCAUUAUCCAAUUUAUUCAAAUACAAAAUAUGAAAUGGCAUUGAACGAUGCAUUAGCAAGAGAACUUCAGCAAGAAUUGUUAUUAAAAUCACCAUAUUGUCCAUUUAUGGCAUAUUUAACAUCAUGUAGUAUUGUAUAUCCUGAAUGUACAUCAAAUACAAUUAUAUCUAAUAAUGAUAAUAGUCAAUGUAUAGUUAAUUGUAAUAAUUAUUUACAAUGUUCGAGAGCAUCAGGAUUUUCAUUGUCAUUGGAUUGUACAUUAUUAUGUUCAAGUAAUAAAAUCAAUAUUAUUAUUACUGUUAUUUUAUUAAUUGUAUUAUUUUACUAA
This is a messenger RNA of Entamoeba nuttalli P19, 1365 nucleotides long. RefSeq lists its product as hypothetical. NCBI's taxonomy places the organism in Eukaryota, Evosea, Mastigamoebida, Endamoebidae. The record is from RefSeq and is a predicted model, not a curated record. The transcript has 2 exons. The coding region runs from base 1 to 1365 and encodes 454 amino acids.